Nothoprocta perdicaria is the source of this 6479-nucleotide messenger RNA. RefSeq names its product signal induced proliferation associated 1 like 2 (gene SIPA1L2). The transcript is spliced from 22 exons. Gene Ontology annotation, molecular function: protein binding; GTPase activator activity. Gene Ontology annotation, cellular component: cytoplasm. NCBI's taxonomy places the organism in Eukaryota, Metazoa, Chordata, Aves, Tinamiformes, Tinamidae. The record is from RefSeq and is a predicted model, not a curated record. Gene Ontology annotation, biological process: activation of GTPase activity; regulation of small GTPase mediated signal transduction. Bases 308 to 5458 code for a protein of 1716 amino acids.
UCCAUUUUACAGAUACUAGGAAAAAAGUGAGUCAAGUUGUCAUCCUUUGAAAUCCUUCUAACCAAAGAUACAAGAACAUUCUUGGGAUUAAUACUGAUCUAAAUGCUUCUGAACUGAGGAAAUGCUUUAGGAUUGCUCUCCUGACAGAAGCURUACAAAAAUGAUAUACUGAAGGCUCUGCUUGCUCUUCUGGGAAGACUAUAACUGCACUUUCAUAUUGCAGUUUGCUGCUCCGCAAAAGACAAUGUAAUAACGAAAAUAACAGUAAUUUAUGUGACACUAGCAGGUUCCCUCCCAUUGAUUGGACAUGAGUGAUCAAAGGCCUUCGCAAGAAGAUAAGCACAAAGUUAGCAGAUCUUCCUCGAAGUUCAGGGAGUCUUCAAGAAGCAUGCAGUCGGACGAUUAUUUUGCUAGAAAACUUAAAGCUUUGAAUGGUAGCAUGGGCCCUCCUGUUUCUUCGAGUGCACCUAGCAAACCUGAAAGCAAUCAAGCAAAUGGUACACCAGCUGUGCCUAAAAUGGGGGUUCGAGCAAGGGUAUCUGAGUGGCCUCCUAAAAAGGAUUCCUCUAAGGAGCUGAGUAAAGCUGCGUGGGAAAGUAGACCUCAAACCAGUUAUGAAGGUGUUGGAGCGAUACUUCCUAACGGACAAACUGACCAAAGUGAUGAGCAGCAAGAGGAGCUGGAGCUGGAGUUCACAGAGGGCAAAUACACUAUUGGAGAUCUUUUUGUUCAUUCCCCUCAAAGAGGACUUCAUCCCAUAAGGCAGAGGAGCAACAGUGAUGUGACAAUAAGUGACAUUGAUGCUGAGGAUGUCUUAGAUCAGAAUGCUGUUAACCCGAAUACUGGAGCAGCCCUCCACAGGGAAUAUGGCAGCACUUCUUCAAUUGAUAGACAGGGCUUGUCUGGAGAGAAUUUUUUUGCAAUGCUAAGAGGAUAUCGAGUGGAAAAUUUUGAACAUAAAUCCCUUGCGCCGUUUGGAUUUUCUGAGUUUUUCCACUGCGAUCCCACAGUUUCUCCAAGUCUUCAUGCUGCUGCGCAGAUUUCCAGGGGAGAAUUUGUCAGGAUUUCUGGCUUGGAUUAUAUGGAUAGAGGCCUGCUUAUUGGUCGAGACCGGGAAAAAUCUUUUAAGAGAAGAUUAAAAUCAGAAACAGUAGAAACUUCUCUAUUUAGAAAAUUGCGAACGGUUAAAAGCGAGCAUGAAACUUUUAAGUUUCCAUCCGAGCUGGAUGACAGGCUUGACAGAAACGUUCGUUCGUGGAACUGUCAGAGAUGUUUUGCACAUUACGAUGUUCAGAGCGUUUUAUUUAACAUAAAUGAAGCAAUGGCUACCAGAGUAAAUGUGGGAAAAAGAAAAAAUAUAACCACUGGGGCUUCAGCUGCAUCCCAAACGCAGAUGCCAGCAGGCCAAAUGGGAAACUGUGAAUCUCCUCUGGGGAGCAAAGAGGACCUCAAUUCAAAAGAGAAUUUAGAUGCUGAUGAGGGUGAUGGGAAAAGCAAUGAUUUAGUAUUGAGUUGCCCUUACUUCAGGAAUGAAACUGGUGGGGAAGGAGAUAGACGGAUUGCACUUUCUAGAGCCAAUUCAGCAUCUUUUUCCUCGGGUGAAAGCUGUUCUUUUGAGUCGUCUUUAAGUUCCCAUUGUACAAAUGCUGGUGUUUCAGUGCUGGAAGUGCCAAGAGAAAAUCAGUCAAUCCACAGGGAGAAAGUGAAGCGUUACAUCAUAGAGCACAUCGACCUCGGCGCGUAUUACUACCGCAAGUUCUUCUAUGGAAAAGAGCACCAGAACUACUUUGGAAUAGAUGAAAGUCUUGGACCUGUAGCAGUCAGCAUCCGAAGGGAAAAAGUUGAAGACUUAAAGGAGAAAGAAGGCUCUCAAUUCAACUAUCGAAUAGUUUUCAGGACAAGUGAGCUUACUACCCUUAGAGGAGCAAUUUUGGAAGACGCUAUACCAUCCACGGCUAGGCACGGCACAGCGAGAGGCCURCCCCUCAAAGAGGUGCUGGAAUAUGUAAUACCAGAGCUGAGCAUUCAGUGCCUGAGGCAGGCAUCCAACUCACCCAAAGUCCCUGAACAGCUGCUUAAACUGGAUGAACAAGGGCUGAGUUUUCAACACAAGAUUGGUAUCCUUUACUGCAAAGCUGGUCAAAGCACAGAGGAAGAAAUGUAUAACAAUGAGAUGGCAGGGCCAGCGUUUGAAGAGUUUCUUGAUCUCCUGGGCCAGAGAGUACGGCUAAAAGGGUUUACUAAAUACAGAGCUCAGCUAGAUAAUAAAACUGAUUCAACGGGAACUCAUUCCCUCUAUACUACCUAUAAAGAUUAUGAGUUAAUGUUUCAUGUAUCAACAAUGCUUCCAUAUAUGCCCAAUAAUAGGCAACAGCUGCUAAGGAAAAGGCAUAUAGGAAAUGAUAUAGUUACCAUUGUCUUCCAAGAGCCAGGAGCACUUCCUUUUACUCCAAAAAAUAUUCGUUCCCACUUUCAACAUGUGUUUGUCAUAGUCAAAGUGCAUAAUCCUUGCACUGAAAAUGUGUGCUAUAGUGUUGGUGUUUCAAGAUCAAAAGAUGUUCCUCCGUUUGGUCCACCCAUUCCCAAAGGAGUAACUUUCCCCAAAUCCGCAGUCUUCAGGGACUUUCUUUUAGCCAAAGUCAUUAAUGCUGAGAAUGCAGCACACAAGUCAGAAAAAUUUCGAGCUAUGGCCACAAGGACACGUCAAGAAUACUUGAAAGAUCUGGCAGAAAAUUUUGUUACUACGGCCACAGUGGAUACUUCAGCAAAGUUCAGCUUUAUUACUUUAGGGGCAAAAAAAAAAGAAAAAGUGAAGCCAAGGAAAGAUGCACAUUUAUUUAGUAUUGGCGCAAUUAUGUGGAAUGUGAUUGCACGAGAUUUUGGCCAGUCUGCUGACAUUGAAUGUCUCCUUGGAAUCUCCAAUGAAUUCAUCAUGUUGAUUGAAAAAGAAUCAAAAAAUGUUGUGUUUAACUGCUCCUGCAGAGAUGUUAUUGGAUGGACAUCUGGGUUAAUGAGCAUCAAAGUAUUUUAUGAAAGAGGAGAAUGUAUUCUUCUGUCUGCAGCAGAUAACUGUACUGAAGACAUCAGAGAAAUUGUUCAAAGACUUGAAAUAGUGACCAGAGGAUGUGAAACCACAGAAAUGACCCUUCGGAGGAAUGGCUUGGGCCAGCUGGGAUUCCACGUGAACUUUGAAGGAAUAGUGGCCGACGUGGAGCCCUUUGGCUUUGCAUGGAAGGCCGGCUUAAGGCAAGGGAGCCGCCUGGUUGAGAUCUGUAAAGUGGCCGUGGCGACUUUGACUCAUGAGCAAAUGAUUGACCUUCUACGCACGUCAGUCACAGUAAAGGUGGUGAUAAUUCAGCCACACGAGGAUGGAGCACCUAGAAGGGGUUGUUCAGAACUUUGUCGUAUACCCAUGGUGGAAUACAAACUUGACAGUGAAGGCACCCCAUGUGAGUAUAAAACCCCUUUCAGAAGGAAUACUACUUGGCAUCGGGUGCCGACUCCCGCUGGGCAGCCUCUCUCUCGUGCCUCUCCAAUCCUAGGAACAUCUGACAGACUGCAGUGCCAGCAGCUUCUCCAGCAGGCUCAGACAGCCAUUCCUCGCAGCACUUCCUUUGAUAGAAAACUACCAGAUGGUGCAAGAAGUUCACCAAGCAACCAGUCCUCCUCCAGUGACCCAGGACCCAGUGGCAGUAGCCAGUGGAGACAACAAGUGGGAUAUGACGGGUGUCAAUCCCCAUUACUUCAUGAACACCAAGGUUCAGGUUCACUGGAGUGUGAAGGAGGCAGAGAACGAGAGGAAACCUUGGAAGGAGCCAGACAUUCUGAAACCAAGUGGCAUGCACCCUCGACCAAAGUCCUGAGUUCCUACAAAGAUCGGGCGUUACAAAAAGACGGCAGCGGCAAGGAUUCGCCAAACAAACUUUCACAUAUCGGAGACAAAAGCUGUUCCAGCCACUCCAGCAGCAACACCCUCUCCAGUAAUACCUCCAGCAACAGUGAUGAAAAACACUUCGGUUCUGGAGACCUGAUGGACCCUGAACUGCUCGGGCUGACGUAUAUAAAAGGGGCUUCGACGGACAGCGGCAUCGACACCGCUCCGUGCCUGCCCGCGCCGCUCCUGGCCCCGCUGCACCUCGGUGGCAGCCGGGCUGGCGGGCACUGCCGCGCCGAGCAGUGGCCUGAACCCGCCGAAAGCGCCGGGCCGGAGGAGGAGCCGGCCAAGAUCUACGCMGUGCACAGCUACGCCGCUGCCAUUGCUGCCGGCCAUACCGCCGAGGGCAGUAUGGGAGACCUGAGCGAAAUAUCCUCCCAUUCCAGUGGGUCACAUCAUUCAGGAAGCCCAUCAACACAUUGCUCUAAGAAGAGCGGCUCCCUAGAUACCUCCAAGGUCUAUAUAGUGUCGCAGAAUAGUAGUCAACAGAUUUCUGGGGCAAUUUCCAAACCCUAUCACAGACAAGGAGCAGUGAGUAAAUACGUCAUUGGAUGGAAAAAAUCAGAAGGUAGUCCAACACCUGAAGAAUCUGAAGUUUCUGAAUGCCAUGAAGUGUAUGGUGAUAUCGAUGCCGUGUCCGCCUCAAGCCCACUCCAGGCUUCUGCGAGGAGUGCCAUUGCUGAAAGCCAGCAAGUACUAUCCAAAGAAGAUUUUCUGAAGAUGAUGUUGCCAGACAGCCUCUCUGGGGAGGAGGGGAGAAGAAAGUUUUCAUUUUAUGGGAACCUUUCUCCACGGAGGACACUCUAUCGUACCUUAUCUGAUGAGAGCAUAUGCAGCAAUCGAAGAGGAUCUUCAUAUGCAAGUUCUCGAAGUUCAAUGCUAGACCAGGCUUUGCCAAAUGAUAUUUUGUUCAGCACUACUCCACCAUAUCACAGCACUUUGCCUCCCAGAAUGAGUGCGACUCCUGGAAUGGGAAAUCUGAGAAAUGAAUUCUGGUUCUCAGAUGGGUCCUUAUCUGAUAAAGCCAAAUUCAAUGAUCCUGGCCUGAUGCCCCUGCCAGACACUGCCACAGGGCUAGACUGGUCCCACCUGGUAGAUGCUGCACGAGCGUUUGAAGGUUUUGACUCAGAUGAAGAACUUGGGCCGCUCUGUCAUUACACGCCGUUUCUAGAUCAGAGAGUAGCAUCUUUUUGCACCCUGAGCGAUAUGCAGCAAGUGCAGGAUUUGGAGGGAGCACAAGAGUUACAAUUGGAUGAGAGUCCCCCAGAUGGAAAAGAUUUCCUCGAGGCUGCUGGGGAACAUGCUCCCACUACGCUGACUGGAAAAGUGAACCAGCUAGAGGUGAUCCUCCGGCAGCUACAAACUGACCUGAGAAAGGAAAAACAGGACAAAGCAGUUCUCCAAGCAGAGGUGCAGCAUCUGAGACAAGAUAACAUGAGACUGCAAGAGGAGUCUCAAACAGCAGCUGCUCAACUGAGGAAAUUUACAGAAUGGUUUUUCAAUACGAUAGACAAAAAAUCUUAAUGUUUGGGCCAUUUGAAAAUCCUUACUUCAACAGUACAACGGCUGUAUUUUUGRAUUAGCGGGGUAAUAAUUUCACUGUGUUCACAAUCCAUUUUAGGUGUUUCUGCUAAAUUCUCUAUCCAGCUUUAUUCAUUUGAACAGGAGAGAGAACUGUGGUCAUCUGUCUUUAGAUUCCUAUGAAGAAAGCAGAGAAUAGCAGAUGUUUGUUUGUGUGAAGAUGAAUGUAAAAAUUAUUGGUGUCAUUUUAGACAUUUUUAGAAGAUGCUCUGGCUGGGGCUUGCCUGAAGAGGAAUAUUUGGGGGGUUAGUUCCUGCAUUUCAGGUGCAUUGGUGAAAUGUUAAAGCAAUUUACAUUAGCUUGGGCUUCAGUAUUGUAAGAUAAAAAGAAUAACCAGACAUAUACUUUAAUGUUUAAAAGGUGCUCUAUUUUUUUGUAUGUACAGUAGUUUUAUUUCCACAGUCCACAUYGUCAUAGCAAUAAGAAUGGAGGUAUAGUGAAUAGUCACAAAGCUGUGUUUAUAAAAUGUUAGCACUGAUGUGUUUAACACUAGUUUGGAUGCAGAUACAUUAGAGAUUAUUUAUUUGCAGGAACAAAUGGUGCCUGAAUAUAAACAGUGUCCUGAUUUUCUAAAGAUGCAUAUGCCUUGUAAAUGGCUCACAGGGGUUAGCCUGCUCUCAACUUCAGUUACUUUUGUAUAGUUGAUGUUCAGCUAAAACAGUUACACUGCUUAACUAUUGGAAAACAUGUAUGGUGUGAGCCAGCCGAUCAGUUGUACAAUGCCAAAUUUGUUUAUCUUUGUACAGAAGCUUUGAUUAAGUGUCUUGUAUUUAACACCUUUAUUUAAGCUUAUUUAACCUUAAAUUGUUAAUUUUAUAAAGUUUGUUUUAUCUGCACUAUGGUGAGGUCAGUUGGUUGCAAGUUGUAAUAUUUUUAGCUUGCCAAGACUGUACUGAGGAGUUCUAGGAAAUUCUAACAAUUGGAUGCUGCUAGUACACAACGGAUUUGUUUGUAUGCUUUAACA